CCAUUUUGCACACUAAUCUCAUGGCGUCAAAAACGCAUGUAUACAAAUUGCCCCCAGCAAAGAUGUUUCGACUGUCUUGGAGAAACAGUCAUUUGUUGUCAACCAGUGUUUUGAUGCCAUGUCAUUUAAUCUCAUUAAUUCCAAGUUUUUGUAAUCUCAAAUUCCAAUACAGAUUCAUCAUUACACUUUCUCCAAGAUGUCACGUCUAGCCCACGUUCAGCAUCUACCUCCAUCAUUUCCUAACAUCAUGGCCUCUUUUCCACUUCCACCUCUUCAACAUCACCAUAAAAAUCAGCCACGUGUCCACGAUCAUCAUUAACAUUUAAAGUAUUUUUAUCAUCUUCCUCCUAUAAAUACCCAUAAACCAUUUUCUCUAAACUCUUUUAACGCUUCAGAACUCCUCUCUUCAUACCCAUUUUUAAACUUUCAUCUUUCCUGAGAAAAAGUUUCUUCUUCCUUCUCAACAAUGGCUCCUCAAAAAUCUUCCAGCAACAAACACUCUAAAAAGAAACAAGAUUCAACUCUUCCUCCUGCGCAUGAUUUGAAGGGACCAACAACUAUUGGAAACCAGCAAUAUGUUCCUGAACCUCCAAAUGAGAGAGAAAAAGAAUGUAUCUACAAAUCUCAGGUAUUAAUUCCUGUUCUUAUUUCUGGAAACUGUCACGCUAUGUUAGGUCCACUUCCGAACCCAAAGAUUAAGCCAGAUCGUUUAAAAGAAUUUUUUCCAACCUAUUUCCAUAUUAAACCCAUAGGCGCUGGAGUGAAACCUCAACCUAAAGAGAAAAUGGUAGAACAAAAAGACCCAUCGAGUUCGACUGAUGACGGAGAAAUGAACUUAACUUAUUUAAAUUAUACCAGGAUAUUUAGAACUUGUCCAUGGUCGAAAGACCCUUCAGACUACUUAUCUUGGCUAAAUAAAGUUGAAAAGAUUAAAGGGAAUUUCUGGAAAGAAGUAGGUAUUUUCGACCUUAUCCAGUUGUCGAGAGCAGGACCCAAUAUUUGUCCCAAUAUGCUUUUGGCUUCCCUCUACUUCUGGGAUAGUACCUACAACACCUUUCACCUUCCUUGUGGGAUGGUUACGCCCACUCUUUUCGACGCCGCAACCAUCGUUGGCCUUCAUCCCAAUGGGAUAGAUUUCAACCCUACUAACCUGAACGAAGAUACCAUCGCUUUCGACACCAGCCUUGCCCCAUACUCUUUAUUUACGUCUUACUAUCAUGACAAGAGUACCAUGGAAGUUUCGGAUGUCAAACACAUAGCCUUUUUGACUCUGUGGCUAUCCAAAUAUGUGUUUUGCUCUCGUUCCCUCCAAGUUGCCAAGAGAUUCAUUACCAUGGCCAAUCAGCUUCACGCAGGCAUCAAACUAUGUUUGAGCGAAAUGAUUUUGGCGAACCUUUACGAAUCUCUGAGUGAGAGCGUACAUCUUUUGAAAACCAUCAAACCCAAGGUAAAAUCAAUUUAUCAGGACCUUUUUGGAUUUUACAACUAUGGCUCAAUGCCACAUUUGAAGCUUCUCUCCCUGUAGAGCCAGAGGUAGAUGAAGAAGAAGUGAAAAGCAGGACUGUCGAAUGGCCAAGGUUGGUGCAACUAACGCCAACUGAUGAAGGGAUUAGUGUCGCAUUACGCGAAAAACCGGCGGGAAAACAAGAACAACAGAGCCGCCACCGUGCGUUAUUUAUCCCAAAAGAGGGAAAGGAAACGCUCAGAGUAAACCUGGAAAGAACAUGGUCUCGCGACCAGAGAGAAUGGGAUCGGGAGUCGGUUAUGCGAAGGGAAGGUAUUAGCACCCCUACGCAUCCGUCGUACUCGACGGGAUCCACGCACAAUAGGAAGGAAAAUGGUUGCUAAAACACUGCUCAAAUAAACAUCUACACAGGCUGAAAGAGACACAAGGAAACAAACAAGACUGACUCGGCAGGACAUCGUAUCCUGGGCCUACUUAGUCUAUCAGGCAUAGACAUCAGAGUCAAAGUAGUUCGGACAGGGGAAACGACACAUGCUCGCUAGGAUGUCGCAUCCUAUGCAUACGUAUCUCCUUUGGACGAAGGAGAAUCAGAGCAUUCGUAGCUCGGCUGACACGCACACAAACGAACACAGGCAAUGGCAAACGUGGAGCCUGAAUGCCAAUCACUGGGCUUACAUCAGCAUCCGAACCAAAACACACAAAGGGGCAAACGUGGAGCCUGACAACCAAUUGAUGGAAUUAUGUCAGCAUCCGAACCCAAAACACACUCAAAAGGGCAAACAUGGAGCCCGACAACCAAUUGAUGGAAUUAUGUCAGCAUCCGAACCCAAAACACACAACAGCAUACAACAAGAAGAAGGGUCUCGAUUGCAACUAGGGUAAGAGAAGGGGGUCUCAAUCGCAACAAGGGCGAGAGAAAAGAAUUAGUGUUAGUGGUUAGUCAAACUCGACAAGACAUCGCAUCUCGUGCCUACGUAUCUCACCUGAACAUGAGAAUCAGAGUUGCCGUAGUUCGGCUAAACUAUUCCUGUUGGUUCGUGUUUUUUAGGUGGACAACGUCACUACGCAAUCUACUGGAUGCUCGACCUUUGGAGACUUACUCACCUGUAGUAGAAGGAGUGGACGUAUCCUUAAGAGGGGAUAAUGUUUGUUUGUGUUUUAGGAAAGCUCAAGCAAGAAAGGAAGUCCUAUACGAAGGAACCGUGCUACCUUAAUUGUCAUGCAAACGAGACUACGCGGAGUCUAGCAAACCUAGGGGAUACAAUCACACCACACAAACAUAUACAGCAUGAAAUAAACACACCAACAAGGGGGCUCAAACAUCAAGGCUAGGCUUUAGUCGAGGGGUCAUAUCAACCUCAACAAACAAGCCUCUGUAUCGGGGUCAGGUUAGCUCUUAACCUUGCCAUUGAGGGGCUAAGGUGAAGCCAGAUGAAAGGUGAUGAGGGGUGUGCCUCAUUGCUUCUAUCUCAAGUCAGAGAGAGCAUCAGACAAGGGAGCGUGGGUCCAGAAUGGGGGGACCCUUCUACGCUCAGGACAUAGACUCGACUGUACAAUGUACAAGAUCUUGGGCUUGGAUCUCAAUGCUACAACCAUGCAAUGGGAGCAAGGAGAAGACUCACAGAAUAGUGGGGGAUAGAUUGCUUAUCCCUACCUUCCACCAAUUGCCUCAAAUGAGGACUUUCCCUGCUUAGGACAAAUAUAAACAUACACAAGCAUUGCCUCUUAAGGAGGACUUCAGACAAUGUGCCCGGCCCGGUAACAGCCGGGUCUCCAGACUACAUGAAGAAGAAAGUUCUAUACCUCAAUGCCAAUUGCUUAUAAGCAAAGCAAUGCAAGUUCUUAAGAGAACUGAGCAACUAAGGGUACCUGUGUAAAUAGCUAACCAGUCAGUACACAAUUCAAACAAACAAUCAACAGUCAAUAUCACACAAACAGACAAAUCCAAUCAGACAACAAUGAGCGAUCCAUGAACACAAGGGAAUCCCCCAUUAAGGCCUACAAAACACACAAUUGUUAGCCAACAACAACAAAUGGUUAAGCUCAAAUGAAGGAGCAUCAUCACUCAUGGAGAUGCAUUCUUGAACCUGAAAUCACAAUUCAAAUGAUAAGUCCAAACCACUAGGUCGAAGCCUAGGGUCAACAGAGGGAAAAAAUCCAGAACAGAAGCUGAUACUCCACAUGAAGCUCAUUUACUCAGGUGAUAAUAUGUCCUAAAAUUAAGGGAGCAUGCAAAAUUGAAUUAUUUCUAAGCCUAGGGGUAGAAUAGUCAUUUCACAGUUAGGGAGUAAUUUUGAAUUAAAUUUCUAUUUAUGAAAGUUCUAAUUAGAGCAAUUAAAUUCUAUACUAUUCUAAUUAUUCUAAAACAAAACUCCUAAGAGAUUAUUUAACUCUAAUCCUAAAAUUAAUGUUUCAAAUGACUUCUAUCAUUAACUAAAAUUCUAAUUAGCUUCUAAAAUCUAUUUAGACUAAUCCUAGAAUUAAUUCUAAAUCAACAGUAUUUCUAAUGGUCCACAAUUAAUCCUAAAAUUAAUCUUUAAUACUACUUCAAAUGUUUUUCUUUAUGGAAAAUCUAAGUUUGAUAACUCCUAAAACUCUGUUUAGUUCUAGUGACUAAUUAGCUCUAAGACCAAAUUUUAAUACCUAAUUAAAGUCCUAAGAACUAAUUAACUAGCCUAUUAAUCUGAGAUCUAAUGCUUCUACAUAAUCCUAAUCCUUCUAAUCAGCAUCUAACCAUCUGGAACAUAGAAAUACACAUGUGAGGAAGCGUAUAGGUGAAGUCCAAGAAGAAUUCACCAAACGCGCUUUUUCGCAAAAGCUACACAGGCAAAGGAAGCGCUUGCCGUUGACAAAGUGCUUAAAGAAAACUCCAUGCGAACAUCACAUUCGUCAUCACCCUGACAUUCACCAGCAAACAUCGCUGUUCGCGGACACUUCACCAUCUCGGAUCGUUCAACAGUCUAACGCGAUUCGCGUCCAUCCACCAUCAACAAUCAACUACUCAAACUUACGAAAUCAACAACAUCAGCUAUCCUAAUCUACGGAGCCGAAUCGCAACGGCAUCAACAAAUUACUCGAGCACGACGAAAAAGAAGAACAACAACUCACCGGCGAUGACGACGGGAGGACGGAUCGGCGACGGCUACGAAUGGAUCGGUUUUGAUGUGUCGCCGCGUUCUUCUUCCUUCUGUUUCAGUGCUUGCAAUCUUCUUGAAUUCGGUUAGAAUUUCUCCUUGCCGCGAGCUUCGCCUCCACUUGUAUUCAAUGCUCUUCUUCUUCUACCUUUCUUGGAGCGAUUCCGGUGAGAUGUUGAUUGUUGACGGUGAAGGUGUCGUGAAUCGGUUACGGUGGUUGAAGAUUCUACGAGGAUGAUCGGAGGUUGGUACAGUGAAUGUGGUUGAAGAACCGAGGUGGAAGAGGAGGUUGAAGUGGUGGCCUAGCUCUGCCGUGUGGAGCUUCGAAUGAUGAAGCUCCCACAACAAUGGAGAAUGAGCGUGUACUGAAGGUGAGGACUGAGUGCAGAAGCUUCUGGGAAUCAGGGAAAGAUCGUUCGAACCCAAUGAUUGGCAAUGAUUGCAGCUUAUAUAGCACAAUCCCAAGGGCAAAUUGGAGAAUUAAGUAUGAAUCAUCCAGCUGGCACCUGAGUGAACGAGAAGGUUUGUGGUCUCAUUCUCUCGCCCUUUCACGUGCCGUUUUGGUUUUUUCAACUUUUCUUUUGGCUUGUGUUGCUGCGUGCCGCUCAUGUUUCAGCUUUUGGUAGUUGAGUUUGGACUGCAGUUAGCGGCUUGUACUUGCGUUCACAUUUGGAAUAUGCGUGCUAUGAGCUACGUUUGACACUGGCUCGGAGUUUGUAGCAGUUUGGAUUUGCCGUCGUACAGUUGCCGUUGGGUUGUGAAGCUUGUUGCAUUUCGGUAUUUCGCAGCUUGCACCUUGAACGUGUUGAUGUUGCUUUAGUAUGAGCUGUGUUUUGGACAGAGUUUGGCAAAUGUUCUGCAGGCUCGUCAUGUAUGAUGUAGCAGUAUUAAUGUGGACUUGUGCAAUGGUUUUGUUGUACUGUGAGUUAUCCAAUACUCUGACUUAAUUUUCCUUGCAGUUACAACUUCAAUAUGCUAAACCAGGUUGGUAUUCCAUGAUAGAAACACAUACUCACUCAAGGUCUGAUUUGUUAGAAUGAAUUGCAACAAAGUGUUGCAAAAUUCUGCAAUACUUCAUGACAGGCUGGAUAAUGGUAUGAUGAUAACUCGUUCAACAAAGUGACCACUGUUGGAUUCAACUAUAAGUGAGAUCCCCGUCCUGGCUUGGAUUCUGCAGCAUUGAAUUGCUAGGUCUGUGGAAUAUUAUAACUGGAUUUAAGUGUCAACGGGCUACACUUGGUCUUUAACAGGGAGCUUUGUCUAUUGCAGCGUAUGGCUAGGGGGAUGAGGAAACCGGCCAUCACGAAGUGCAUUGCCAACGGAAUCAACAAAUAGACUUGCAGGUCUGCCCUCAAGAUCAUAUAUACUUGACUUGUUAAUAAGACCACCAGAGACAAAUUGGAAGCUCCGGUACGGAAAGGUGGUUCACGAACCUGGCUAUAUGGUCCUGUUGGGAGAUUCAUGAGGCUGAGGUUGAAAGUUGCGGCCUGGAAUAUUAAACUGAACAUCAGAGCCGGCUGGUUGCUUAAGCAUGGUUGGCUGAAAAUUAUCCAUGGAGUUUAAGGCCUGUCCCGAAUGAAGUGCAGGUGCAGCUCCAUGAUUCCUGAGAAGCGCUGAAGAGUUUGCUGCAGAAAGAGGCUGAUUUGGACCUGUUGGAUGUUGCCUCUUAUCAUGACCUGAAUUGGAUUUUUUUAAUUGCAGGUCCCAUCUCUACUUGACAGUGUGCCAACUGGUUUAUACGCAGGCUGCUGCAGGAUGAUGGCAUGAUGGUGGCAUUGAGUCUCAAACCAAACUCACGAGCAUCCUUUCCUUCAACUGGCCAAUGUAAGUGUAGUAUCAAAUCAUGUGACUGUGAAGCUUGGUUUUGGUGCACGCAAGUCCCUGUUAGCAGUGCAGCAUCAUGGUUGGCAAAAAUCACAAGACCAAGUCAUAGCAAGGUACACAUGGAGUUGAAAAUGAGACAAGCUACUUGGACAUGAAGAUACAAAGUCAAACCCAUCAAAAACGACUCUUGGAUGAUAAAUCACGGGAAAAGAGCUAGAUUAGGCCCUAGAUGGUUAAAAAUGGAUGAGUUGACUUUGGUCAAAGUUGACCAAAAAGUCACCCGUUGACCAAAGUCAACAAUUGGUUAAAGCUUAUUUUUUUUUUGUAUUUUCCCCAAUGCUUGUACAUUUGUGAUGAAUUGUAAGUGAUUGUGAAUGAAUGUGAGAUUAUGACUUGAUCUUGACA
Lathyrus oleraceus (garden pea) is the source of this 6828-nucleotide messenger RNA. RefSeq lists its product as uncharacterized. Lineage: Eukaryota; Viridiplantae; Streptophyta; Magnoliopsida; Fabales; Fabaceae. Gene Ontology annotation, biological process: meristem development; meristem maintenance. The record is from RefSeq and is a predicted model, not a curated record. Bases 467 to 1525 code for a protein of 352 amino acids. The transcript has 4 exons.